CAACACUAUAUGAUGAAUUAAUUAACAGCAGAGUUGGAACUUCAUCUGCAGGCGCGCACUGGACAGUUUCAAGUGGGUAUGCCGCGAGCAUGACCAGCUGACUGUGAUAGAUGACCUUCGCCGGAGGAAACAUGAUCUCGAGGACAUGCUCAGCAGGAUCAAAACCAGGACCAACGCAUGGAACAUAGCCCAGUGGAUUGCCAAGUUCGGAGUCACUGUGCUCUCUGUGCUGAUCCCGGUGGCAGCAGGGGUGCAACCAGCUGCCACCGCCGCUAACAACGGAGCCGGCGGAAUGAUUGGGCUUCUUCAGCCGUUGGUUGACUCCCAUCUGGCUGGUCAACAGAGGUCGUGCGAGGUUGAGAUAGACCUCAAUGAAAAGAUUUUGAAUGAAGCUUGCUUCAUUUUUCAUAGGGUCAACAGCACCCAAGUUCUUGUGGAGCUGUUGGAGGAUCAGAUGGGUUUGUUGGCUCGGCAUGCCGAGUUCCUUGUUGUCGCUGGGGACGAUGAGGAUCUGACUGUGAGCAUGGCCAUGGAGCAUAUCAAACGCAAGGCCGAAGACUUGGUGGUUACAAUUGAGAGAUUGGAAAAGGAGGUUGAUCGCAGCAGCGAGGAUCUCCGCAGGGCUGCGUUGACUCUACUUCAGACAGUCACUGACCAGGUUGAAAACUACUGAGAUGUGCAGGCUGGGAUUUCCAAUUAGUAACCAAGGGUGG
This is a messenger RNA of Dioscorea cayenensis subsp. rotundata (Guinea yam), 713 nucleotides long. RefSeq lists its product as uncharacterized. The transcript is spliced from 2 exons. Bases 146 to 673 code for a protein of 175 amino acids. NCBI's taxonomy places the organism in Eukaryota, Viridiplantae, Streptophyta, Magnoliopsida, Dioscoreales, Dioscoreaceae. The record is from RefSeq and is a predicted model, not a curated record.